GGCUCCGCGCAGACGCGCGCCCCCGCUGGCCACGCGCGGGAGAGACGCUGCGGAGAGGUCGGCGGGCCCGGGGGCGUCGGCUCGGCCUGGCGUUCCCGACACCUGGUCACACGGAAACGGAGACAGGCUCGAGAAGACGCUGUCUCAAGCCCUAAAAUAUGACUUCUCACAUGAUCCGGUCGUGACCACGGCCUCCCGGUGGGGCUCCCAGCUCACAGAGCGGCGGGGGCGCGAGCAGCACCAGCCCCGGUGUCCCAGCCAGAGAGGCCGGCGGGGCCAGAGCACAGGUGCUGGUGGAGGAUGGAGGCGGGGGAAAGGAGCCCCCUGCUGGCCCAGGGUGCUGGGUGUCAGGAAGCACCCCUCGCCAGUAGCAGCCCGCUCACUGCACGUCGCGCAGGGCCGGCGCCCUGGGAGGACCAGGCCUGGAGGGCCGGCCUUCGGGGGGUCCUGGCCUGUCCCCCCCCUGCUGGAAGCAGCUGCCUCAAGUGCCUGGUCUUUCUGACCAACUGCCUCUUCUCCCUGCUCGGCCUGCUGGCCCUGGCCGCUGGGCUCUGGGGCCUGGCUGUCAAGGGCUCCCUGGGGAGGAGCUGCGGGGGCCCCCUGCCCGCAGACCCCAUGCUGGGGCUGGUGCUGGGCGGGCUGGCCGUCAGCGCGGUGAGCCUGGCGGGCUGCCUGGGCGCCCUCUGCGAGAAUGCCUUUCUGCUGCACUGCUUCUCUGGGGGCGUCCUCGCUUUCCUGGUGCUGGAGGCCGUGGCAGGGGCCCUGGUGGCGGCCCUCUGGGGCCAGCUGCAGGACGGCCUGGAGCACGUCCUCCGCGAAGCCAUCACCCACUACCAGGACGACCCGGACCUGUGCUUCCUCAUCGACCAAGUCCAGCUCGGGCUGCAGUGCUGCGGGGCUGCCUCCUACCAGGACUGGCAGCGGAACCCGUACUUCAACUGUAGCUCCGCCCGGGUCCAGGCCUGCCGUCUUCCUGCCUCCUGCUGCAUCGACCCCUGGGAAGAUGGGGCCUCUGUCAACGACCAGUGUGGCUUUGGGGCCCUGGGCCUGGGUGAAGACGGGGCCCAGAGGCGGGUGCACCUGGAGGGCUGCAGCCCCCAACUCCGCCAGUGGUUGCACAGCAACAUCGGGGCUAUAGGCAGCUGCUUCAUCACGGUCGUCACGGUCCAGGGGGCUGAGGUCCUGCUGGCCACCCAGCUGGUGAGGGCCCUGGCUGUUGCAAGGGCGCAGCAGGGAGGCUGGGCCCGUCCACCAGACCCCCAGACCCAGUGCCCUGCCCUUUGCCAAAGCGGGCUGCCUGGCAGGUGGGACCGAAGACCAGGGCACUGGGAUGGGGUCUGGGGCUGCAGGUCUCCCUUUCUCCCCCCGGGAAGAUGUCAGAGUGACCCGCCUGGGGCUGGGACCCCCAGCGCCCUUCCCCCUGCUGCCUGCCGUCUCCCCAGCACCCUUCCCCCUGCUGCCUGCCCACCGCUGUAAGCCGACCCAACGACUGCCUGGCCAAUGUCUGCUGCCCAUGGGGGGUGCCAGGCAAAGCCCCCUGGCCGGUGGGGAGAACAGGGGCAAGCAGGAACUGGUUGGUCGGAACCUGCCUCUCAGCCCCCACUCUGACCCUCACCUCCGACCCCCACUUCCGACCACCUCUGAGUCCCAUCUCCAAGCCCAGUCUGGGAGGCCCCAUGUCCUCACCAAAGGCUGACACCUGCCCUCCUCUGGGGCCCCUUCCCCCUUUCCUGUCCCUGGUGGCAGUUGACCUUGGGGCCCGGGCCUCUCCCUUGAGUGCUCUCCCUUUGGGGGUGUGGCUUUCCUGGAGACGUGUCACUGAGGGAACUGUGGCAAGCCAAGCCGAGGGGGCAGCGUGAGGGCCUUGCCUCUCUAACCACCCGAGGAUCGGCCGCCAGUGGAGCCCCCCCAGCAGGCGCCUUCGUGCCCUCCCCGCGGUCACCCCUGCUGGGGCUUUGCCGCCUCUGGUUAACAAUGCUUUCUCUGGCCUUUGCAUAAACGGGGUCCCAGGGGCCCCUCCUCAAGAGUCA
This is a messenger RNA of Sus scrofa (pig), 2030 nucleotides long. RefSeq names its product tetraspanin 10 (gene TSPAN10). The record is from RefSeq and is a predicted model, not a curated record. Gene Ontology annotation, cellular component: plasma membrane. NCBI's taxonomy places the organism in Eukaryota, Metazoa, Chordata, Mammalia, Artiodactyla, Suidae.